Molecule: messenger RNA, 1074 nt
Organism: Oikopleura dioica
Lineage: Eukaryota; Metazoa; Chordata; Appendicularia; Copelata; Oikopleuridae
Source: the annotation of a GenBank genome assembly
AUGAGGCUUCUUGCUAGCAUCUUUGCCAUAAUAACUGCUUAUGAGCAACCAAAAUAUGGAGAUUUUCUCCAAGCACUUGGAGGAAUGAUCACCGAUGCUGAUGUUGCCGAGCUUCGACAAUCACUCCCGUGCGAUGCUAGAAGCGAUUAUGUUUGCCCGUAUUCGGAAAACUUCAAACCAAGAACACAUGAGAUCAAAGAGGGGCUGAAGACAUGCAAAGACGGAUAUCCGCUCGAAACCUCUGGUCGAAUCGUCGGUGGUAUCGAAGCUGAUCACACUCGCUGGCCCUGGUAUGUUCGCCUGAACUUCUUCGCCGGUGAUCAUUUCGCAGGCUACUGUGGUGGCUCUAUCGUGCGUGAGAACUGGGUUUUGACCGCUGCUCACUGCUGUCUUCUGAGGCACAACAAGACUGGUCCACAAGUUGAUUAUGUAGACGCUUACUUCAACGACCCUGACCGAAUCGAGAAUGAUAAUGAAGGGGAGUUUUGGCUCAACGCGUCUAGGACCCACUUUUUCAACCACCAUGACUACACGAACGAAACAGGAGACGGAACUCACCAAGCCGACAUUUGCUUAAUCAAAUUCAAGGAGAAUAUAAUAGCUAAAGGCGAAGGAAAAGCUAAGGAAGUCUGUCUUGCUGACUACUAUCCAGAGCAUGGAGAAGCAUGUUGGGUCGGAGGCUUUGGUGGCUUGGGUAGUGAAGGUCCAGGAUCUAAGAAAUUCAAAAGUGCUGGUGUUUCGAUCAUGUCUCAAGCGUACUGCAACAUGAAAUCAAAUUACACCGGUCGUGUUCCUCCCCAUGAUGUUCGAACAUGGGAUAUUUGCGCAGGUCUUCCGGAUCAAGACUUAGACGGUUGGACCGAUGGAGCUAAAGUCGGUACAGAGUGGGUUGAAGGCCAAAGCCACCAGUUCAAUGAGAACCAGUUCAAGAAUGGAACUGAUGCUUGCCAAGGCGACUCAGGCGGACCACUUAAGAUAAAAAUCGUUUUCGGCUGCUGGCAUUUCCAACCGACGAAACAGCACGAAACACAACAAGCAAACACGAUGAAACCAGCUUUUCGGAACCAGCUUUGA